Molecule: messenger RNA, 2468 nt
Organism: Amphiprion ocellaris (clown anemonefish)
Lineage: Eukaryota; Metazoa; Chordata; Actinopteri; Pomacentridae
Product: prostaglandin D2 receptor 2-like
Exons: 2
Coding region: 189-1283 (364 amino acids)
Biological process (GO): positive regulation of cytosolic calcium ion concentration; complement receptor mediated signaling pathway; phospholipase C-activating G protein-coupled receptor signaling pathway
Cellular component (GO): plasma membrane
Molecular function (GO): complement receptor activity; G protein-coupled receptor activity
Source: RefSeq, a predicted model, not a curated record
GUUUGAAACUUCCUUUUAUUGCACUUGUACGCCCAUCUGUCUAGUGCUGUCUACGGUGUCAUGCAGUAACAUAACAUGACCGAGGCCUCAUCAGACCUGUCAGAGAAAAAAGGCACAGAUCUCAGCAGACUGCAGUAAAAGCCUUAAUUACAACCUCUCAGUGCAACAUCAAGGCCUUCCCUUCCAAGAUGGCUUCCUGUCCUUCCAACCAGAAGCUGAAUAUCACCAGUUACCCAUUAAACCAAACAGCCAAGUUGACUUCUUUGAAUGUUUUCACAAUUUCCCUCCAUGGCCUGUUCUCUACCAUUGGCAUCAUGGAAAACCUGCUCAUCAUCGGAGUGGUGGGCUUCCACGUCCGCCGUUCUGUCAUCAGCAUCUGGAUCCUAAACCUCGCGGCCUCUGACCUGCUGGCCACCGCUUCCCUGCCCUUCUUCACCCUCUACAUGGCCAAAGGCAACACGUGGACACUGGGUACGACCUUCUGCCGCAUCCACUCUUCCGUCUUCUUUCUCAAUAUGUUUGUCAGUGGCUUCCUGCUGGCAGCCAUUUCCAUGGACCGCUGCCUGGUGGUGCUGAAACCUGUCUGGGCCCAGAACUACAGGAACAUCCAACUAGUGGGGAAGAUAUGUGUGGUGAUUUGGGGCUUGGCUGUGAUCUGCACUAUCCCCUUCUACAUGUUCCGUGACACCAUCCCCCUUCCAACCGGCCACAUUCUUUGCUACUACAAUUAUGCUCGAUUCCCCCCAAGUGGACCGUAUGACUUAGCAUCUUUAUGUAAGCAGCGCAAGGAGGGCUUGGCGUUCAUGAAGCUUUUUCUAGCCUUCCUGAUCCCUCUCCUGAUCAUCAUCCUCAGUUAUGCUGCCGUGAACACCAUCUUGGCACGCAGGGGCUGCCGGCGACCCUUCCGAUUCGUUCGGCUUGUAGUCGCCAUCGUGGUGACCUUUGUGCUCUGCUGGGCUCCGUACCACUUUUUCAUCAUCGCAGAAGCGAUGGCCCCCAAAAAGGGACAUCUACAGGUAUUUUCAGCCAAGGCCCUCCCAAUUGCAGCAACCAUCGGCUUCCUUAACAGCGUCCUCAACCCCAUUCUGUAUGUGUUCAGCUGCCCUGACCUGUGCAACAAGAUCAGACACUCUCUCGGUGCAGUGAUGGAGAGCGUCCUGGCUGAGGAUCUGGCUGAGCUGGCUCGGCGUUGUAGCACCGCUCGCAGCUCCAUCAGCACCUCUGAGAUGGGGCUGAGACAUAAGAAUUCCGUUCCAACGCUGAAAACGGAGGAGCAAGAGUAGAACGAAAGUCUCAGUAACUGAGGAGGGAAGAGGGCUGUGAAUUACUUCAGCUUUACCAGGUCUUCAUAGGAAAAUGCCCUUAUUUCCAAUAUCUGUCCUCUGAUAUUUUAGCAAAAAGCUCCCAUAUUUUCAGAUCUGCUUCCGUAGACAUUAACUUUAAAACUGAAAAUUGAUCCUGCUUUUUGCUGUUUCAGUCACUUUUCCUUCCCUAAUUUUUUUGUGUCAUAUUUGCCUUUUUUUUUUGGAGUUAAUUCAUUUUAAACUACUAGCAGUAAAACAGUGAAAUUCCUGAAACUGAAAGCCACCUAGCAGCUGAGUUGCCAUAAUCCCUUUUACGUAGCCUUUAAUUUAGAAAUAUUUGUAAGAUGCAUUCCAUUUUAUUAAGAAUUUUCUGAAGGUUGCAUAAUAGAAUCCACCUGGCUUUGUUUCACUGAUGGAAGUGCCAAUGUGGAACUGUUGUUUAUGUAAAUUCAUCAUGCAGUCUGCAAGCAUACUACAGGGUGCUCCACUUCUUGUCAGUUUUGUUUAUACUUGGCCCUUUAUUAGCACCAGUGGUUUAUUUGUGCAGUCCAUCCUCUCAGUUAAUAACCAUUUCUUUUAAAAAAAAAUGCUUUUAUUCACAAAUUUAUAUUACUUUAAACAACUUAUUGUUUGCUUGGUAUAUUUGACUGAUAUGACUGCAGCAUGAACUGUUAUAUUUCCAAGAGCAUUAUUUACAGUCUGCAGGUCAUAGCAUUGUUUUUUUUUUUAACUUAUUAUUGCAUAAAAAUAGCCUCUAACCUCCUGCCAGUUUGCAAAAGUGGCCCCCAGCAAAGAAAGUUGAGUAUCCCUGCUAUGCGCUGUCAUACAGUAUAUGCUGAGCACAUUUACCAGGGUUGUGCUAUGGAAGAACAAACAGCAUUCUGUAUGAUUUUUUAUUGUUAUUUCAACUUAUGCAUAUGCAGCUUUUGUAGAGAUUUUAAUCUUGAGGUUGCAGAUGCAAGGGGCGUCUCUCAGUAGAUGCUAUCAGUACCUGUUGGUGCUGGCACAAGCAGAUUUUUGAGCUGCGAUUUUAACAUAUUUACAGCUUACAAUGGAUGUCUUGACAUGUGUAUUGUUCCUCUGCUGUGUCAUUCACUCAUACAAUGUUUUUUUAACAAUGUGAAAUUGUACAUCUAAAUUUUAAUUAAAAGAAAGUAAGGCGUU